Molecule: messenger RNA, 2220 nt
Organism: Protomyces lactucae-debilis
Lineage: Eukaryota; Fungi; Ascomycota; Taphrinomycetes; Taphrinales; Protomycetaceae
Product: heat shock protein 90
Exons: 2
Coding region: 67-2169 (700 amino acids)
Biological process (GO): cellular response to heat; protein folding; protein stabilization
Cellular component (GO): cytosol; perinuclear region of cytoplasm; plasma membrane
Molecular function (GO): ATP binding; ATP hydrolysis activity; ATP-dependent protein folding chaperone
Source: RefSeq, a predicted model, not a curated record
CGACCACCAGCCAGACAUCCUCCCUACCUGCAACCAAAUCUACCUUUCUUCGACGAACAGCAGACAAUGGCUUCCACAGAGACAUUCGAGUUCCAGGCGGAGAUCAGCCAGUUGAUGAGCUUGAUCAUCAACACGGUCUACUCCAACAAAGAAAUCUUCCUUCGAGAGCUCAUCUCCAACGCCUCAGAUGCCAUCGACAAGAUCCGCUACGAAGCCCUCUCAGACAAGACAAAGCUCGACACAGAGCCAGAACUCUACAUUCGCAUCACACCCGAUGCAGAGAAUGGCGUCCUCACCAUUCGUGAUACCGGUAUCGGUAUGACAAAGGCAGAUCUCGUCAACAACCUCGGUACUAUCGCAAAAUCCGGUACCAAGAGUUUCAUGGAGAUGAUUUCUUCCGGUGCAGAUAUCUCCAUGAUUGGACAGUUUGGUGUGGGUUUCUACUCUGCCUACCUCGUUGCCGAUAAAGUCCAAGUCAUCACAAAGCACAACGAUGAUGAACAGUACAUUUGGGAAUCCUCAGCCGGUGGUUCCUUCACCAUCACCGAAGACAAUGUCAAUGCAAAAAUCGGUCGCGGAACAGAGAUUCGCUUGUUCAUGAAGGAAGACCAAAAGGACUACCUUGAGGAGAAGCGCAUCAAGGAGGUUGUCAAGAAGCACUCUGAGUUUAUCGGCUACCCCAUCCAACUCAUGGUGACCAAGGAGACCGAGAAGGAGGUGCCUGAUGAGGAUGAAGAAUCCAAGGACGAGUCUGGCGACCAAAAGGCCAAGAUCGAGGAGGUUGAGGAUGAAGGAGAGAAGAAGAAGGAGAAGAAGACCAAGAAGGUCAAGGAAACCUCUACGGAUGUCGAAGAGCUCAACAAGACCAAGCCUCUUUGGACACGCAACCCAUCAGACAUCACUGAGGAGGAGUAUGCAUCAUUCUACAAGUCCCUCUCAAACGACUGGGAGGACCACCUCGCCGUCAAGCACUUCUCGGUGGAGGGUCAGCUCGAAUUCAAGGCCAUCUUGUUUGUGCCCAAGCGUGCACCCUUCGACUUGUUUGAGUCAAAGAAGAAGAAGAACAACAUCAAGCUCUACGUCCGUCGUGUCUUCAUCACCGAUGACGCAGAAGAGCUCAUCCCAGAAUGGCUCGGCUUUGUCAAGGGUAUCGUUGACUCUGAAGACUUGCCUCUCAACAUGUCUCGUGAGAUGCUGCAACAAAACAAGAUCAUGAAGGUCAUUCGCAAGAAUAUCGUCAAGAAGUGUCUUGAGAUGUUUGCCGAGAUUGCAGAGAACAAGGAGAACUUUGCCAAGUUCUACGAGGCCUUUGGUAAAAACAUCAAGCUCGGUGUGCACGAAGACUCGCAGAACCGCAACAAGCUUUCCGAGUUGCUGCGUUACAACACCACGCACUCUGGCGACGAGAUGACUUCCCUCAAAGAUUACGUCACACGUAUGAAGGAGCCACAAAACACAAUCUACUUCAUCACGGGUGAAUCGCUUGCUGUUGUCAAGGCAUCACCCUUCUUGGAGGUUUUCAAGAAGAAGAACUUUGAGGUCUUGUUCCUUGUUGACCCUAUUGAUGAAUAUGCCGUCACACAGCUCAAGGAGUUUGAGGGUAAGAAGUUGGCCAACAUCACCAAGGAGGGACUUGAGAUUGAGCAGACUGAGGAGGAGAAGAAGAAGGCUGAGGAGGAGAAGACCAAGUACGAGGAGUUGUGCAAGCACUUCAAGGAAGUCCUCGGUGAGAAGGUUGAGAAGGUGCAAACCUCCACCCUCAUCACCUCAUCGCCAUGUGUCCUUGUCACUGGCCAAUUCGGUUGGUCUGCCAACAUGGAGCGUAUCAUGAAGUCGCAAGCACUCAGGGAUUCAUCCAUGUCGAGCUACAUGGCUUCCAAGAAGACCCUCGAAAUCAACCCUGACCACCCCAUUAUUCGGGAACUCCUCAAGCGUUCAAGCGAUAAGGAGGACAAGGCCACCAAGGACCUGAUGGUGCUCUUGUAUGAGACUGCAUUGUUGACGUCUGGCUUCUCUCUCGAGGAACCCAGCUCGUUUGCCAACCGUAUCGUGCGUAUGAUCUCGCUUGGCUUGUCGGUGGACGAUGUCGAGAUGCAGGAGGAUGCACCAGAGGCUGAUGAAGCCGCGGCGGAUGUCGAUGAAGCAUCACCUCUUGAGGCUGUGGACUAGAAAACUUUAGUAUAAGCAGACUAGCAAGAUAAAAAGAAUCUUUCGAAUGUG